Messenger RNA from Phacochoerus africanus (Common warthog), 5239 nucleotides. It is a transcript of the gene DUSP22, whose product is annotated as dual specificity phosphatase 22. Gene Ontology annotation, molecular function: protein tyrosine/serine/threonine phosphatase activity. Gene Ontology annotation, biological process: regulation of cell population proliferation; protein dephosphorylation; transforming growth factor beta receptor signaling pathway. The record is from RefSeq and is a predicted model, not a curated record. The transcript has 8 exons. Bases 3326 to 4378 code for a protein of 350 amino acids. Lineage: Eukaryota; Metazoa; Chordata; Mammalia; Artiodactyla; Suidae. Gene Ontology annotation, cellular component: cytosol.
CAGAUUUUUUUGUAAGUUACCUCCUUGAUUUUGAAAGUUCAGACCACUGUCUGAGCCUGUGCCCUGCCCUGGGGUCUCUUCUUGGUGCCUUUCUCCUUCAGCACCAGCCCCAGGCCCAGUGGCUCAGCAUCACUGGCCUUGAAUAGAACCCUUCUCAGAGCAGAUGUGGACAGAGCUUGAUCUCAAGCCUCACUUGCCAUGGUUCUCCAUCGCUUCCUUUCUUGGCUUCUUCUCACCUGGCUCACAUUGUCUGCUCGUUCACUGACUCAUGAAGAAACAUGUCUCGAGUAUCUGCCAAUCAAGGAAGAACCGCUCAAGUCUCGAGAACACAUAUUCGCAAGUGUGUGUGUUCCACCGGCCCUGCUGCCCCUGCUGCAAGAGGAGGAACCCUGGCUUGUCUUUGGAUCCUGGUCUGGAGCAGCGGCAGAGACGUGGCACACUUGUGUCCCCUGUCCCUAUGGUAGCAGGAAGGCAAAUGGGAGUGGGAGGCAAGCUGACGUUCACAGUUUAUGUCCCAAGAGCUGGCUUCUGCUUCUCACCAAGUCUCCAAAGUGGGGGUGGGGACUCCCUAAGCAGAGAAGAGGGGUUCAGAGGCUAGGAAACAAAGUAACUACCAGUUACAGAGUGUAUAAAUUUUGAACACACCUGUAGGAUGAAGGACCCUGAAGAAAGCAUCUCUGUCUUGUUUAGAGGGACUGUUGGGAGCAGACAAAGGUGCUAGUCCAAGGAGGACCAGUAGGGUUCCUGGGGAAAUAGGGGCCAUCCAGCUGGACUGGAGCUUCAUGAGACGUGGGGAUCCUUUAGAAAGAAGUAGGAAGCCCUGUUGAGACUUUCAGUUCAUUUUCAGUUUUGGCCUUCAUUUUCUUGGGAAUGUUUGCCACAGAAUAUUUUGGUCUAUGAAAUGACCCAAUGAGAAUAUGACCUUAGAAAAUCAAUUUGAUGAGACUGCUAAGCUUAGUGGCUGCUGUUCUAGCUUGUAUGUGAACUGAGAUUCUAGGCUGGGCAGAGGGAGUGGUGCUGGUGGGAGCGGGCUCCACGGUUUUCAUUCUGGGUGACUGGGCAGGUGACACCAUCAGGGCACAGGAGGACUUGAAUGGGGGUGGAGGUAACAGUCUGUUUCAGGUAGGAGGGUGUGGGGAGUAGAAAUCGUGCUGGAAGUGGUUCCAAAGGGUGGGCUUGGGAAUCUUAAAUCAUGGUUCGUGAGCAGUAGAGCACAGGGAUGGCCUAAGCUCAUGCCCUCGAUUCAUUUUAUUUAAAAAUAAUAUGAAUGUAUUUGCUUACGUUUAGUAGAGAAAGAAGUAGAAGUACAAAGGAAAAAAGCAAAAAUGGGCCAUGAUCUUUCCCCCGAAUAACCCCACUUGACUUCCUUAAAAAACUAAAUUGAAGUAAUGAGUGGUCGUCCCUGGCCCUCCCAACUCCCCGUGUCCCUCACAGAAGUGAGCACAGGAAGGACCGUGCUCCUGUUUUCAUCUGGACAUUUCCAAGACGUAGUAGAUAAAAGUGCAUUCAAGGAUCUCCUUCCUCUAGCAGUCCCACACACCUAACAUCUCAGUGGUGCUUGACCUGAGCGCCCUGAGCCCCUGCAGGCUCCUCUGCGCCUCAUCUCCACCUGCUCGCUCGCUUGCUCCCGGAGACACUGGCCUUCUUUCUCAGGGCUGGCUGCUUCCGCUGCUCCCUGCCCGUCCUUGCCUUUCUCCUCGCCCAGUUCUUUUGGACAUCGGGUCCCUUGUCCCUGCUGGCUCAGAGUCUGUGGGGACCCCAGAAGGGCCACAUCACCUCCUCCUCUUUCCUUAGGCAAGCAGCUCAGCAGGGAAGCAGAAUGUCGGCAGGGCCGUCUCCCUCUCUCUUGAUCACACCUGUGUCCCAGUACCCCUGGGCAACAGGAACGCAGCAAAUCAUUCAGCCACUAAUACAUCCUAUGACUUUGGGGAAGCAAGCAUGCUCCGUGACUAUGUUGUCAUCCAUUGUCACUGUCAACUCUGUGAAUGGGGAGGCUUUUGUAGCCAGUGCUAUGAAAGAAAAAUUAUUUUGACGCAUUAAAAAUGUCAAGGAAGACUUUAUUCAGGACCAUCGCAAGCAAGAGAUGGAACUCCACUCCCAGUACAUCAGGGGCAGGUGUGGAGGUGGUGGAAGAUCCCAGGCAGGACUUGAGUAGAUGCCAAGGGUGGAGGAAGAGGAGCUGGUCUGAUACCAAGAGUAGGCGGAUGCAUGACAACCGGCUUAGCAGGAUUCUCUGCUGGGUCUGCCGGCCAAGGACCAGGCUGAGGAGAUGACUUGAAGGGGCUUGCGCAAAGUGCAGUCAGGAAGCAGGCCUGUCCGCAACAAGCCAAGAGAGCCGGGGGAUGAUUUUGCCCUUGGGAAUGUAGUCCAGGGAGGAGGGAACCUGGAGAGUGGGAGAGGACAACCGGAAACGCCCCGUGCAGCAGGCGCUGCCAGAGGAGGCCUGCUGGAGCCUCUCCAGACAGACCUGCCUUGUUCUUAGGUUUUCAAACAGGAAUGAUGAACUGUCCACCCUUUCCCCCCAGCAGGAUCCCAUGGACAGAUUACAUUUCCAGAAAGCCUGUCAUGUGUUUUGGCUCCUUGGCAGUAGAGGCUGGGUUUUCCUCUGAGGUACUCUUGUACCUCUCCCAGUUGCAGAGCUGACCCUGCCUCCAUGCUGUGACUUCGGUCAGGGACAUAAGUGGCCUUUUGGAUGUUCUCCAAGCUAGUUUCGCCUCCCUGGGGAUCGAGUCAGCCAGAGGGAUCCCAGAUCCCCGAGCCCAGAUCAUUCUGGGUGUUAGCUUUUGUCCAGGAGUGAUCAGUGAUAGUGUUCUUUUCACUCUCACAAGGGUCCCAGUGCAGCCAAUUACUUCUGUGGCCCCGAACACUGGACCCAGUGCUGCUGUGUCCAGUAGACCCCCGCAGUGACUUGCAAAGGUGCCAUUCAUUUUUAGCCGGCAGUCAGGAAGCCGCUUGCGAAGGCUGUCACUAUCUGCUGCCGCCAGCUUUUCAGUGGGAGUGGACAGGGUUCGGGAGGUAAAGCAGAUGGGGCUGAGGGGUGUAGCCGGGGGUUGCAGUGAAGUGUCACCAAGGGCAGUGCGCUGUGUGCACUGGGAAAUCAGGUCAGGUGGUGUCGCCUCCCAAGAGCGUCCAUAUUUGGAUUUCAGAGUCUCCAUACAGAGUACCGGGGAUAAGAAGUAGCUUCAUACUUUGCAAAGUCAGGGUGUUUAUGAGAACUGCAGUCCCUUGUUCUCAUUUCAGAUCUACCGAGCCAUUUUGUAAGGGGCCUGGGGCUAGGGCUGCUCCAGAAGUCUGCACUUUCAACAGAGUCUGGUGAUUCUAAUGAAUGCUCUGGUUUGGGAACCGCUGCCUUAGAAGAAAUCCUGCCUGGCCUGUAUAUCGGCAACUUCAAAGACUGGUUGCAGACGCCUGGUGUGGACGUGCAUCCUGCCCCUCAGUGGUCCGGAGCCCAGGGAGCAGGUCUGGCAGAGUGGAGCAAAGCUACGAGGCAGGCCCAUCUCGGAAUCUGGUCACAGUCAGAGCCCACACUACGGCAAGCUGCCCCCGGACAUGCCCCACAGCCUGGGCGGGAGGGGCAGUGAGGCAGCCUGUGGUGUGGCCGACACGCCUCAGUGCUUCAGCCAAUGCCAGGCCCUCCUUGCCACCCCCCUGGGAAAUGGGAACCGCACCCCUACUUGGGGCUGUUGUGGGAAGGCAGAAGAUGCUCCUGGAGCAGCCACAGCUGCCAGACGCCAGAGAUGCCGAGCAGCUGAGCAAGAACAAGGUGACACACAUUCUCUCUGUGCACGACAGCGCCAGGCCAAUGCUGGAGGACAAGACAUUUCAAGGAAAGCAUCCAGUUCAUCCACGAGUGCAGACUCAGGGGCGAGGGCUGCCUGGUGCACUGGUUUCUGCAGGGACUGUCGGGGUUACUGGACAACAGAAACUCCUUUUCCAGCCUGCUCCUGACAUUCGUCAGAACACAGGCCCAGCUCAGUGGCCUUUCCAAGCACUGUUUCUUUCUGGAGAGUUUCGAUUGCAUAUCCUCGCCGGCGUCUCCAGGAGUGUCACUCUGGUGGUUGCCUAUGUCAUGACGGUCACGGACCUCGGCUGGGAGGAUGCCCUGCACACCGUGCGGGCAGGCAGGUCCUGCGCCAACCCCAACCUGGGCUUCCAGAGGCAGCUCCAGGAGUUUGAGGAGCACCACGUCCAUCAGUACCGGCAGUGGCUGAAGGAGGAGUACGGAGAGAGCCCCUUGCGGGAUGCAGAAGAAGCCAGAAGCAUCCUGGGUAAAUACAAAGAGCAGGGGCGCGCUGAGCCCCAGCCUGGCGCCGGGCGCUGGGGUGGGCUCCCGGCCCUGCCUCCUCUGGCCCACGGCGGCUACACCACGGAGACCUAGCCAGGCCCCGGCCAGUCUUCCUGCCAGCUGCCCUGGUUGCCGGCUGCACCCAAGGACUGAAAGGGGUGUCCAGGUGGAUCCAGGCCCUUCCCGAGACCCCACCAGCCCUGCCACCACCCGCGCUGCCCCCGCCCCAGCUUCUGCACUGUCUGGAUGCUGCUGCUGCCUUUCCUGCCUAUGGGCGAGCCGGAGCGCAUGUGCACACGUGGGUGAGCGUGUCUGUGCGUGAGUGGGAGCUCUGAAUGUUCAUGCUGCGGGAAGCAUCACGAGGUCCACACUGCCAGGACAGGUCCUGCUGCCCUUCCCUCGUCCAUGAUCCCCUGGGAAGGCACUUGGAGUUGACCUUGGAAAAGCUGUUCAGCCAAAGAAGCCUGUGCCUGUGAGCAGACAGCGAGGAGAACUCGGGGUGCCUGCUCCACCCCCUGAGGGUGGUUCCAGGGCUCUGGGGGCGGGGUGGGGGUUGCAUGUCCCUGGGCGAUGAGGAUGGGGGCCUCCUCAAUUCUGACGAGCCGCCAUCCCCCUCGAGCCUGCCCUGCCCAGCCCUUGGCAUCCGAGUCCUCUCUGCAUGUGUCCUCCUCACCGAGUACACUGGUUGCGGGGAGAGCAGCCCAGACACCCCCCACCCCCCGUCCAGCUUCCCCCGCUUCCGGCCUCCUGCUCCCCUCAUUCUUCUGGGGCCUCUGCACGAAGUUCGCAUGUACCCUUGGGAUUUGGGAAGCAAGAGCGGUCCUUAGACACCAUCAUAGUUUGCGUCUUAAGCGUACAUUUAGAAAUGCCUGAGCACUUCCUACACGCCUUUGUGAUUGCUGUGGAUUUGAUAUUUGAUCUCAGCUACCUCAUUAAAGCGUUUUUGAAAAGGUG